This is a messenger RNA of Fusarium musae, 297 nucleotides long. RefSeq lists its product as uncharacterized. NCBI's taxonomy places the organism in Eukaryota, Fungi, Ascomycota, Sordariomycetes, Hypocreales, Nectriaceae. The record is from RefSeq and is a predicted model, not a curated record. The transcript is spliced from 3 exons. The coding region runs from base 1 to 297 and encodes 98 amino acids.
AUGCCGCGGGGUUCGUGGUUACUGCUGAUCGCAGUAUGCCUCAUCCUGCUUCCCGGCAAAGCUGAAGCCUUUGGUGCUGGAAACAUUCCUUCAAUUGCUCAGGUCGAAGGUCACAACUGGCGCCAUGGAGACAUUGAGGAUAUGCUCGAGACGAUCGCCUUCCUUCACGGAAAGAAAUGGACUUCUAUGCUUAUCAAACGUACCUACUUUGGAAAUUGGCUACGCGACUAUUCUCAGGCCGUUGAUAUCGGCAGUUUGAAGGGUGUCAAUGCCGAGACGAUUCGCAUUCUUGUAUGA